Messenger RNA from Trematosphaeria pertusa, 408 nucleotides. RefSeq lists its product as uncharacterized. The transcript has 2 exons. Lineage: Eukaryota; Fungi; Ascomycota; Dothideomycetes; Pleosporales; Trematosphaeriaceae. The coding region runs from base 1 to 408 and encodes 135 amino acids. The record is from RefSeq and is a predicted model, not a curated record.
AUGCAAUUCCGCAUCCUUCUCCUCUCCGCGCUCGCUGCAAGCAUAGCGACCGCGCUCCCGCAGCAAGUCGUGUCCGGCGACGAAGUCACCGGGACCCAAUGCCUGGAUACUUCCAUCCAAUUCGACACCCACUCCACCAACGUCGCCAUCCUCGGAAUAUGCGGCGGCAUCGCCAGCAGCAUACAAAAGUGCGGCGGAAACCCUUCUUCCACAACCGGCCAAUCGGGCACCUCUCUCUUCACGCUCAACGCCACGGACGCCGGGUCGACGAUUAAUAUCAGCAAGGGGCGGUGGGAGCGCUGUGUAAAAGCAGCGCAGUUGACGUGCCCACAGGGCAGCUUCCAGACGACGUGUAUCGGUGGGGCGACGCCAAGUGGGGAUGUGAGCUUUAGUUUGACGGAAGCGUAG